ACGAAUUCGAAUUAGCAAAACCUGGGAUCAACAAUGGCGGAAAUCUCCGAUUCGCCAUCAACUUCAAAAUCCGCCGAAGAAAACACCCAAACUCAAACGCCAGAAUUUGACCUGAAAACCACGCGAAACACAAAACCCGGCGUCAAACGCCUCAUCAUCAGCGUCACUGUGCUCUUCUCUUUCAUCCUAGGUUUUCCUCUUCUGUGGAAAUCCAUCGAAAUCUACCGCGCGCCGCUCCCGUUCGAUCGAAUCGACGCCUUCUCCUCCCAAAUCGAAUCGAAACCCUUGUCCUUCCCAUGCCACUUUCAAGCCAUUUUCAUCGGUUUCGAUUUCGAUUUCAAGGUUUCGCACGGCGAUGUAGGAGCCACGAUCGCGAGGAAAAUGUCGGACCUAAGUCACGGCGGCGGUUGCGGCGGAUGUGGUGGUAAUUACUCUGUUGCCGUGGCGGUGGACAGGGGAGACAUUAAUGCGUUUGAUUUUGGCGAGAAGCUGAGAGGUAGUGACGAGGAUGCUGAUGAAUUGGUGAAGAGUGUGGUGAGUGAGUAUGGAGGAGGGAAUGCGUAUAGCGUUGUGGUGGUGAAUGAAGAGGGGGAGGUGAGGAGUGUGGUGGGGAAGUAUAGGCAUGCGUGGAUCGUGGGGCGGGUUGAGGAGGAGGAGGCAGUGUUGCAUGUGGCUGAGGUUUUUGUUAAGGUUUUUGUUAAUGGCGGGGACGUGGAGGGUUCAGUUCGCAGCGAGUUUAUGCCUGUUGGUGCUGAUGGGAGGAUUGUUCUCUCUUUCAGUUUACUCAAUGCAGACCCUCGAGAUUGGAUAUAUGAUUGGAAUUUUCGUGAAAUUGAUGAGACUUUGUUACGACCAGUGAUUGAGGCUUUACAACCUAUAGCAAACAUCACUGUUGAAAGCCAGGUUUUGUACCAUACACCAAAGUCUUCAUUUUCUUACUGGGAUGAUAAGCAUGGAAGCCACAUGUUUAGAACCGAGGAUCUUCCUUUCUUCGUGAAUUCAAAUGAGUGGCACUUGGAUACUUCUGUUGCAGCAGGAGGAAGGUCAAAAGUAUUGCAACUCGUGGUGUAUAUACCAUCUGCAAAGGAGUGUCCACUUCAACUGGAGCUUCCAAAUGGGGAGAUCUCUAAAACUAACGGCUUUAUAUCUCCAAUGUGGGGAGGUGUUGUUGUCUGGAAUCCCCAAAGCUGUAUAAAAGAUUUUGAAAGUAUGGAUCCAGUUAGGCAUACGAUUUCUCCCCAGGAUCUCCUGAAGCUUUUUGAGGUUCUCAUGGGGCAGUUGCGGCAACUCCUUGGUCUGAAGUCAGAUAACCUUUAUGUUGGUGAGUCAGGCACAUCUAUUCUCCUAGGCAGUGAAAGAGGUUUCACAGAAUGGGAGUUGGAUGUUUUGUCACGGAAGCAUAUAUGCUUUAAUCUUCAUUCAUGUGCUACUACGCUUGGAUCACUUUCUAGAUUGGUACAAUCAUUGCCAAGGAUGAUUAUCAUGGAUGAGAUUGGAAAACAGGUUAAGUUUUCUCUUGAGGCUGCAAAAUUUGCUCAAAGUAAUGCAUCUAUUGGAAUAUAUAAUGCUUCAGCUGUAUCAUCAAGACAAUCAAGAUCUCUGGCAGAGGAUGCCUUUUUUCAUCCUUCAAUUAUGUCCAUAAGCUAUUAUUCAUUUGAGCACUGCUUUGCCAUCUAUUCGCCAUUUUUUCUGCCAGUUACUAUGCAUGUCCUCCUUGCUGCUUUACGAGAAUGGAAAAGGUACAAGCAAGAAAAUAGGAAGUACUUAGCAUCGAAGGCCAAAGUAAAAGUUUCAUAAUCCUGUUGAGCAGUGAUGACAAGAUGAAGCAACUUUGCUGGUGGUUGGGGCCUAGCGUUUGGUGAAGCACUUCAAACUAAGUAGUAAAGCCUUCUUCCUCUCUCUUCUCAAGACCUGCCGCAUUGUGAAUUGUGAUGAAAAUGACAAUGUUGACACGAUCCUUACGGGGCAUGUGAUAUAAUUGGAGCACGGCAAUGUUGGCAUGGCGGCUUUUGGCUGUACCGUAGUUAUGAGUAGAUUGAGGGUAAAAGAUGCACUUUACUAAAAUUUCAUACCCGAGUUGUUGAAAAAUCUCAUUACUAAUCUGUGAAAUGUAUCAAUCGAGUAUCUUCAUGCUACUGUGCACUGAAAUGAUAUUGUGAAUGAAAGCAACGCCAUUGACUAGAUUUUGUUGAAUUGUGUUUAUCAUUGUAUGUGAUUUCUUAAUGUAAUAUUUGAUAUUUACAUCCAUUGUAAUUCUUAUUUUUCUCA
Messenger RNA from Glycine soja, 2268 nucleotides. Its product is annotated as GPI transamidase component PIG-S-like. The transcript is spliced from 13 exons. Gene Ontology annotation, cellular component: GPI-anchor transamidase complex. The record is from RefSeq and is a predicted model, not a curated record. Lineage: Eukaryota; Viridiplantae; Streptophyta; Magnoliopsida; Fabales; Fabaceae. Gene Ontology annotation, biological process: attachment of GPI anchor to protein. Bases 34 to 1797 code for a protein of 587 amino acids.